UAGUGGUGUGAUAUAGAUCAACGACACAACUUAUUUUCAUGUGAUAUCCAUGUGAUUACAACCAAUCAAAUUACUCCACCUAUAAAUAUAGCAUUAUAAAUAAAUAAUUUUAUUUGUGACAUCAAACGUGAAUAUAUAAUAAUUAUUCUAUUAAAAAAACACUUUAAUUAUUACCUUAUCACCUCCUCCUCCACCGCCGCCGUCCACAACUCGCCGGGAAACUCUCAGUUUCCUCCGGCGAGCCAAAGCAAUGUCACAAACGCCUUGCCUCUCGCUCCAAACCGCCCCCAAAACACUUCUCCUCCGCCGUAUCUCCGCCUCCAAGAGCUCAAUUCCCAUAAAAAGCAAUCUCUUCUCUCCGAUUCCAAACGCGAUUUCGGGAAACUGCAGAGGUGUUAAACGGGGCUCUUUGAUCGCCGUUGGGUGCUCAACUUCGUCGCCCUUCAUAGGGAGGGUUGGGCUGCACAAACGGGAGGGGAAUUUCACGCUGCUUUCAUUCGGCGCCGAGAGCACGAUUGCGGCAGCGGAGGAUAAAUCCGAUGCGUCUCAAGUUCUCUCCGCACUGCUUCCCGUCGUGGUGGCUCUCACCGCCGUCGCCGCCCUCUCCAAGCCGUCGACGUUCACUUGGGUGUCGCGAGAGCUGUAUGCUCCUGCACUCGGUGGAAUCAUGCUGUCGAUUGGGAUCCGGCUCUCCAUUGAUGAUUUUGCCUUAGCUUUUAAGAGACCUCUGCCAUUAUCCGUUGGAUUCAUGGCUCAGUACGCCUUGAAGCCGGUUCUUGGUGUGGUCGUUGCACGUGCCUUUGGGAUGUCUCCGAUGUUCUAUGCUGGUUUCGUUCUGAUGGCGUGUGUUGCAGGGGCUCAGCUGUCGAGCUACGCCAGCUUCUUGAGCAAGGGGGACGUGGCAUUGAGCAUCCUCUUGACCAGCUCCUCGACCAUAGCCUCUGUCCUCGUCACCCCUCUUCUCACCGGCCUUCUCAUUGGCUCUGUUGUUCCAGUUGAUGCUGUUGCAAUGUCAAAAUCGAUUUUGCAGGUGGUUCUUGCUCCUAUCGCUCUUGGCUUGGCGCUGAACACUUAUGCCAAGCCCGUUGUAUCCAUUUUGCAACCCGUGAUGCCAUUUGUCGCGAUGAUCUGCACUUCGUUGUGCAUUGGAAGCCCUCUUGCCAUAAAUAGGAGCCAGAUCCUUUCAAUUGAGGGGCUGAGAUUGGUUGCUCCGGUGCUGUCGUUUCAUGCAGUCGCGUUUACCUUGGGAUAUUGGGCCGCCAAAAUUCAACCUCUCAGGUUAGAAGAAGAAGUUUGCAGAACAAUAUCACUGUGCACAGGAAUGCAGAGCUCAACCCUAGCAGGGCUUCUUGCAACUCAGUUUCUCGGAAGCACUCAAGCCGUGGCCCCGGCUUGCUCGGUGGUAGCCAUGGCCAUCAUGGGCCUCUGCCUCGCCUCGUUCUGGGGCACAGGGUACAGAAUCAGAGACCUGCCGGCUUGCCUGGUCCCACAGACUAGUUCGCCCGCCAGCGCUUGAGGUAAUGCUCGAUUUUUGCGUCGUCCCGACGCGCCACGUCACACUGAUAGUAUAGUCCAACUUAUGGGGUAACAGGUAUAGCCACAUAGAGUAUAGUCAGUUGUGCAGAGUUUUUGGUUUGUUAUUUCUGCUUCUUUAGCUGCACUUGAUAUUCUUUAUGUAUAGUGAUCUAAUUUUAUAGAAAUUAAUCUAAGUUUUUUUACUUU
Salvia miltiorrhiza (redroot sage) is the source of this 1722-nucleotide messenger RNA. RefSeq names its product probable sodium/metabolite cotransporter BASS3, chloroplastic. The record is from RefSeq and is a predicted model, not a curated record. Bases 251 to 1516 code for a protein of 421 amino acids. Lineage: Eukaryota; Viridiplantae; Streptophyta; Magnoliopsida; Lamiales; Lamiaceae. The transcript is spliced from 5 exons. Gene Ontology annotation, cellular component: membrane.